GCGGCAACGAGUCCGACGUCGCUAGCGGGCCGCUAAGGAAGCCCCCCCCCAAGUAGGGCGCUAACGAAGCCGACGCCGUUGGCGUGCUCGGCGCUGUUGUACGUGCGUGCGUGCCUCUCCGGUCUCUGCGUCGUUCUCCGACACCAGCGCGGAGGUCCGAGUGGAAUACCAACGGCAUGUUCUUUAAGUUACUCAGGGGCCAUGGCAGGCAUAGUUCCAGACCUCCGGACAAAUCGAAGAGUGACCGCGACAAAAGCAGCGGCAGUCAUCGCGCGAACGGAACAGCGAAGGUUGCCAUGGAGUCAACAGAAGUUCAGUGUGACGCUUCUUCAAACCCAGAAUCUAGUCCCUUCCUUCACGUUCAAGAUGAACUGCUCUCAAAAGUACCAGGGGCAGAAAGCGAGGCCGCGAGACGGGUUCAUGAAGAAAAUUUGCUGCUUCAGCAGGAGCUCAAGGAGAAGUGCGACUUACUUUCCAAGCUUGAGGAGGAACUCGACCAUCGUGACGACGCAACGACGGCGCUUGAGGUGCUGGAACGGACGGCAACGCCCCUGUCGCUUAACCACCGCCCGCAGCAGCGGGAGGAGCUUCGCGUGACGCAGGAGGCCCUGAGCAGCCUUCGACAGUGCUUCAGGUUGGACGACCCGUACCAGCACACGCUGGACACCAUCGAGCAAUCGCUGUGCACCUUACUCGAACGCGUCACCUGCAUGGAGAAGAUGGCCGCCGCAUCUUCCGCUUGUCCUUCCACGGGUUCACUGAGUGCUGCAUCCGCGCGCCGGCUGAACUUCGACUCGACCGGUGACCCGCGGCGGCUACCAAUCACAACGUUAGAAGACUUUCCCGGCUACCGCAUCGACCCUCCAACAUCCCUAGGCCACAGCUCUCAGCCACCGAGCACCAAGGUGAUCUACUACACAGAGAGGUCGGUCACCCCGUUCCUGUCAGCCAUUCCCAAAAGACUCAGCGACAUCCGACUUCGAGACUUCAAAGUAGUGUUUGAUCGUCCCGGCCAGUACCGAUAUCAUUUCAAGACACUCGAUCCCGAGUUUGGCAUGGUGAAAGAGGAGGUACUUCACGAUGAUGACCCCGUACCCGGCUGGGACGGCAAGAUCGUUGCUUGGAUAGAGGAGGACAUCUGAGGAACUGCACUGCCGCGCUCCUCCUUUGCUCAGGCAUCGCUCAUCCAUUCAUCUGUACAUAGCGCAUCAUUUGUAAACGUGUGCCUACAAUCUUUAUAGCAACAGUUAUGUUGCCACUUGCACACAUUGUAACUUAUUGAAAGUGCGAGUCAGCUUGUUCACUGUUACGUGGACGUGCCGAAUGAUUGUUCAAGACUUGGUUCGUUGUUUCAACUUCACGAGAAGUUCCGGUGACCUCGGAAUACGUGGACGCGUUCAUAAUUUGUUUGCAGGCCAAGCUAUUCUACCGUUAUGUCCACACAGCAAAAACUUCAAGUACGGUUCUCGAACAUGAAGCCACAACGCAUUCAAACACACUGUCUCAGUACUUCUCUAGAAAAUGUACUUUUGAAUUGAACAGCAUGACAAUAUUGGCCUGAAGUAUGAACCUUGAAGUAUGAAGUACGAAUCUUAAACCAACUCACCCAGCGGCAAGGUUUACCGAACCAAAGUCUUGGCAUGUUUGAAGAAUGUAGUGAUAUAAUGAAAUCUUGGCCUGUUGAAGAAUGAAAAAAGGGGAUGGACUGAACGAAAAGUGUAUAAAGACUGAAUUUCUCAUGCACUCAACCAUCUGGCCUAAACAAACUAAAAAAACAAGUUCGAAGUUGAUAAAUCAGAAAGUGCUAGGCUUUAAUUGAUGUCACCUUUAGUACCAACCUGCCUUGAUUUUCUUUUCUAAUCUACUUUCCUUUUCUUUGUGUAAAAAAAAUUUAUGAAUGCUUUGAAGACUUCAUCUUACUCUAAUGCUAGGUGAUGCUGCUUUUUUGAAGUGAUCGCUUCAAAUAAAGUAAGGCGUUCACACGAGUGGUUUCUGGCAUGUUCAAAGAAAUGUGACUCCACAAAGUAUGGUUGUGUACAAAAACAAACGAGCGUGGUUUCGACUAUAUUUGCACAGCAAAGCCCACAAUUUGAAGGCUGUGCUAUGUAUAUGCGGGCUAUUUGUCACUUUUUAUAGUAGUUUUGUUGUAUCUGAGGAUUUCCUCAAAGCUUUGCUACCAAUGUUUAAAUGUGUCGCCUGCAGGAACGUGUUUCAUAUUGAAAAUGUUUGUAUUUAUCGCAUUGAAAAACUUGCAGUUAAUGAAGCAAAGUGCAAUUUCCAAAGUUGCUGCAUGAAGUGAUAAUAAAAAAAACGUUCAUUUACAA
Rhipicephalus microplus (southern cattle tick) is the source of this 2324-nucleotide messenger RNA. RefSeq lists its product as uncharacterized. Gene Ontology annotation, biological process: canonical Wnt signaling pathway. Gene Ontology annotation, cellular component: cytosol. NCBI's taxonomy places the organism in Eukaryota, Metazoa, Arthropoda, Arachnida, Ixodida, Ixodidae. The record is from RefSeq and is a predicted model, not a curated record.